AUAGGGGCAAAUAACUCGCAAAUGCUAACCAUGCAUGAACGAUCCUUUGUUGCUAUUGACAGACGAGAUAUCUGCGCAGUUCACAUUGAUCCUACCUUUCAUCUGUGUCAUGAAUUAAAGAUUGUCCGUACAAUUUAAUGCAGAUGUACGACACCAAACCACCUGAAGUUAAAGAUGCCUUACGGCGGCGCCGAAAUGACUCCUUGUCUCUCUAUCUGAAGCACUCUUUGGUAUGUGGCGUUCUAUCUUUUAUUGGAGUGGCAGUGGGGAUCGCUAAUAUCGUGGUCGGUGUAGAUGACGGCCCCUGGCACCUAACCGGCGGGUCAUUAAUCCCGGGAAUUUUCAGUUGCAUUUGUGCUUUACUUGGAUAUAAGCUGUACCAAACCGGAUGGGCAGAGCAAGGAGACGUGGAUGCUGGAAUUAAAGCCAAAUGUUUUUUCAUCGCCCACUACGUGCUCAAUCUUCUGACAACCAUUAUCUCCUUGGCCUUCGUUGCUCUGUCUAUCGUUGGCAUUGUCUGGUGUUCUGGGGAGGUACAACAUUACUACGUUAGAAUAAAUCGAGUGCAGUACCAGAAAAACGUCACGUGUCCUGAAGACAGAACAGCAGCUCUAGUGACCGGUGGCUUGGCGGCCUUUGACAGUUUUUUGAUAGUCGUGUGGUGCUUUCUGGGAACGGUUUUCUUUUGCUGUUAUGUACGAGCCUUUGGUUUUGAAAAUAGACGUCGAAAUAAUUGUUGUUGAAGGUACAGGUGUGGGUAUUAAUAUGAACAAAAUGAUGAAGGUUUAGUAUAAUUACAGGUCAUUAUGCUUCACAUUUCAAUUCGAUGAUUGAUUAAUUGAAUAUGUGAAGGACUGUAAAACUUAAGCCCGUGCUCGGCGCUUAUGACCUUUGAGCAGGGGGAUCUUUAUCGUGCCACAACUGCGGUGAUACGAGGCCUCUGUUUUUGCGGUCUCAUUCGAAGGACAGUCCCAAUUAGUCGCUUCUUACGUCAAGCAAGGUGCACGGAAGACCUAUUCUAACCCGGAUCCCCACGAGAUUCAGGUGGAAGGUUAACCUGUCUGCACUGAGAUGUUUGUUAAUUUGUGUAUCGAUUUCGGAAUACGAAAGAUUUAUUUCUAUUGAGUGACAAAUGUUAUUGCGUCAUUCAUGAAUUUGUUUUGUAAAAUAUAUUAAGUAAUUUUUAUGAUUAUAAUAUUGAAGUAUCAGUUAUCGACUUUAUUGUUGUAUUAGCAAAACACAAAAAGUACAAGCGAGGUGUGUAUCAAUCUGCUCAUAAUUAGUUAUUACGUAUGAAGGUAUAUCACAGAAUAAUGCCUGCGGCAUUCUUUUGAUCUUAGUAAUCACUGGUAGAAUUGUAAACAAGGACUUGCAUCCAUUUGGUCAGUCAGUAGGUGACAUCUGAAUUUAUACCUUGGUAAAAAUGUUUCGGUCAAAUUCUCUCAGCAUUAGUAAUACUUGGAAAUGAAAAUGUAGGUGUGUGAUGCUUCACUUGUGAGUCAGCCAUAUUGUGAGUUUUAAUUUGGUACGUGAGUGUAGACAUGAAUUCCCUGAAUAAACAUUUAACAUACAUUCAUCCUUUCUUCAUAUUGAUUCAUCAAUAGAGUUAUUGUUACAUGUAUACAAAUGUAUGUAUAUUCUUGUAAAUAAAAAGACAUUCAUGUGUC
Molecule: messenger RNA, 1667 nt
Organism: Ostrea edulis (European flat oyster)
Lineage: Eukaryota; Metazoa; Mollusca; Bivalvia; Ostreida; Ostreidae
Exons: 4
Coding region: 138-743 (201 amino acids)
Source: RefSeq, a predicted model, not a curated record